GGGAACCAAUCGCGAGCAGCCGACUGCUAUCUAGCUUCCCCGGAUGUUACUCGAAGCGCCACCCGGCCUUUAAUCUUCCGUUUUCAGGUGACAAGAAGAGACGCUUCUUUCGCUUCCGCGCUUGCUGAGGGGGGCUGCGUGUGCGCCUGCGCUCGGUAAAGGAGGGGUCUUCCCGCCCAGCGGCCUAACUGCUGCGCCCUUCUCUCGCCGCCAUCUUGUUCCUCUCGCUUCAAACCAGCGACUCCCAUCCAGCCCCGAAGCGGCCGCCGGUCUCCGCCGGGACGGAACAUGGCGUGGCCCAAGCCGGGGAGAAGCCACCGCCGCGUCCUCAGCCAUCCCCGAAAGGCAUCCGGAGCGGCCGGGCGACGCGGGGCUGAAGCGCUGAGGUGAGCAGCCCUGGGCGCACCCGUCACCAUGGAGCCGAGCAGGGAGCGGGAGCAGGCGGCCCCUCGCCUCGGCGCUCGCCCGACCGCCUUGCCGCCGCCGCAACCGGAGGCCGACGCCCCGUUCUCGCUGCUGCGGCUCUUCUCGCAGCUGCUGCAGCGCCUCGUGCCGGGCCAGGCCGCUCCGCUCUUCUGGCUCCAGUCCGAGGCCCACGCCACAGGGCUGCCGCCGCUGAUCGCAGUCCAGCACCAGCUGCGCCUGGUCGCCGCCUCCUCCUCCUCCACCUACGUGCUCGGCGCUGCAGACAAGGGCUCGCUGCCGGGCCCUCUCAGCGCUGCUUGGGAAGAGCUGCCCGAGCCCCGCUCCGCGCUCUCCAAGCUCCCCGAGAUCCUCCAGCAGGUGCAUCUGCGUGGGAGCAAGGCCGGGCUCGGCGCGCAGGACCCCGACGGCGGCUACUAUAGCUUGGAGGUAGAGGAGCAGCAGCAGCAGCAGCGGGACUCCUGGGCCCCGAAAGACUCGUUGCCUGCGGAUGGCCGUGAGGAGGAAGCUCAGGAGCACCCAGGCUCCGGGGAUGCCUGCGGGCGUCCUGGUGCGGGGGAUCCGUGCGGGGAGGAGGGUCUUUCCGAGGCCCCCUCGGACUCGGACAUAGAGCAAGAUAUCCCUGCGGUGACUAGGCCUGCGUGUCCUAACAAAUUGAUCGAUUACAUUCUAGGGGGUGCUUGCAGUGGGGAGGAGAGCGAUGGGGAGGAAGAAGGCUCGGGCGGUGAAGAGGAUGAAGACGACGACGACGACGGGUUUGACAGCGAAGGCUCCCUUUCCGAAUCCGAUGCCGCCAGCCAGGAUGGGGAAAACAUUCACUUGUGGAACUCCUUUUGUAGCCUGGAUCCUUACGAUCCUCGGAAUUUCACAGCAGCUGUUCGAACUGCUGGGAACACACCCGAGGAAGCGCCUCCUGUUGAGUCAGAGGAGGUGGAGGAUACUUCCUCGUGGACUGAAAGUUCCUGGGAGGAAGAUGAGUGGGAGUCCAGCAGCGUGGAUGAAUCGGAAAACUUGAAAUUGUGGAACUCUUUCUGUAACGCUGAGGAUCCUUACAACCCUUUCAACUUCAAGGCACAGUUUCAGACUGCAGAAAAGAAAGGGAAAAGUGGCUUGAAAGGACCGACAGGGACAGGCCUUGGACCCUCUCAAUGUAGCAUCUUACUUAGCUGUCAAGUGCACCUGAUCGAUAACAGAGACACUGAGGUUACGGAAAAUGUGAAGCAUGGUGUCCUUUCUAGAGGAAAGUGUAAGAAGAAGAAAAAGGUAUGUAUUACAUUAGUUUAUUAUGCAAGCAGGAGGUGCCAUUUAAAUAUAUAUGUGUAUCCUUCCCGAUUGACCUGUAGAGUGGCUUACCACAGAGCUAAACAUAUGGCUGUAGGGGGUUGUACUAGAUAACCCUCAGGGUCCCUUCCAGCUCUACAAUACUAUGAUUCUAUACCAAAGUAAGUUCUGGGAGGCCUACAACGGUAAUAGAGAAACUGGCCUUCCAUAUCUUUUGGACUACAACUCUCAUCAGCCCCAACCAGCUUGGCUAGAAGUCAGGGAUGAUGGAGUGGUAGUUGAAUGAUAUCUGUAGAGGUGCAAGUUCCCCAUUACUGAACUAUGACCUAAAUUACUAAAGUUAUGGUGUCACACUGUGGUAAUUCCUGGCAUAGCUGACUUGUUCUUUCUACUUUUUUGAAAUUACUGUUCCUAAAAUAGUACACUCUUUUUUUGCCCAGGACUGAGCUUAAAAUAGAGUAUCAAGUUGGGUAUCACAAAUUGGCUAUCAUGGGGCCAGGAUAAAUUUCCAUAGAACUGCUUUGUAGAUUGAUUAAUCCUGUGGCUGGAAUAAGAAUGUAAGAUGCCUUGCAAGAAUUUGUCUUUCUCUUCCACUUGCAAGCACACAUUGUGAAAUCACAUUUGGGAGCACUGUAUGUAUUGGGGCAUGGGAUACACGUUAUACCAUGUUUCUUAGAAGAAUGGAGAUUUCCUCCAAAGCUAGCAUUACACCAACAAUGCAAGUUAGUACUAAAAUUACAAAGCUGCACAUGAAGGCGUUAAAUUUGUUUCAAAGUGAUUUAUGCUUACUUGUCUUACUAUUUCCACUUCUGUACUUGCCUUGCAUUUCAGAACUUCCCUUCCCUUCAUUGCAUUGUAUCAUAUUGUAGAUUCUGUAAGAAUGGGGAGUUGACUCAUGGGUGACAGGCUCCAUGUGACUGGCAGGAGUUGUGCACCCUCUACUUUCAGUCACAAUUCAGCCACUCUGUUUUAUCCUAGACUCCAUUCUCUCCCCGCCUUCCCUUGAUAAAUCCCAUUGAUUUAUGUGAAACAAAGCUAGAAAUGCUUUGAAGUAGUGCAAGUGUGGGCCUCCUUGUGCACCAAUCUGUUCUUUCAAGCCUCCAGUCUGUUUGGGCUAACAAUGAUUAGCUGCCAUGGCUUUCUGAGGAAUUUAAUACAAUUACUUGACUCAUGCUUUGUUUGCUUAAUGUUGUUCUGUCACACCUAGCUUUCCUAGGAGAAUGCUGUAGUGCAAAAUUAUUGUUAAUCCUCGUGGAUACUUAAACUUAGCACUGUUCAAUGUAGAAACCUCAGAAAGGAGAACUCUUCCUUGACACAUUAGAAUGCAGUAUCAAUCUGUGUAGUCAUGUUUGAAACAGUCUGUUUUGCUGUAGUUAUUUGUGCUGCUCAGCAAAAUAACUAGCAGGUGCAUGUAAUUGCAGCAGAAUAAACACUUUCAGGGUCUUCAGAACUGACAAAUACAUUGUGUGUUUUUAAAUCAGGAAACUUACUCUAUUUAGGAAUAGGGCAAGUGGCCUUAAGCUAGGACAAGCUGGAACUUUCCAUUCAUUUAGUUGUGUUGCUAUUUGUUUAUGCAUUCCCCAUGAUGUUUUACCUUAAAAUUCAUUGUACAGUUACAACAAAAUCAAGAUAAUUAUCACAAAACUUCUGUUGUUUUCUUUAUUUAAAAGGGAGUAUUUAUAAUUAGAUCAAAAUUCUAUUCUAGGCAAUGGCUAUAACUUUUAGUUUUUAAUCCUUCUUUUUCUCCAAAAAAUGCAUGGUUCCUCCUAAUUUAUAUUAUAUUUCAUUUAUAUUAUCCUGUAUGAUAGGUUACACACAGAGAGAGUGAUCAACCCAGUCUUCCCAGGCCUAGUUUUGCAGCCUACACUUGUUUUUUCUGACUCCUGUUAUAAAGCGAGGGGGUUGGACUAGAUGACCUCCUGGUCCCUUCCAACUUUACAAGUCUACGAUUCUAUGAAAAUAUAGGUAGACUGCAAUAACAUGAGAAUGAUAAAGUGGUUAAUAAGCCAUUUCUAAAAUCUGCACAAUUUAAGUAAAACUCUAUGACCCUGAUGUGCUACUUGAGCUUUGGUUUGCAUUAAUGUCAGUGUUCUCCUGAGAGAUUUAUGUUGUGGGUGUCAUAGGCUGCAAUCCAAGCCCCCUUUGUGGCUGGCUUGGGUGGGUAGAGGAUGUUGGACUGGGUGGAGACAUCUCUUCAGCUAACCCUCCUGGCAUGGCGCUCCUUGUUUCACCCACCUUCAGCAUCUCUGCCAGUGGUGGCAUUCAGAAAGCCCCAAAAUGGCAUUCUAGCUACAGAAAGGGCUGAAGGGCUGUCACAUGACAGCAUUUGACUGAUUUAGGUAUGAAUGCAACACCAGCUUGUCAUAACAGCUUGUCUGUCCCUUCCACUUCUGUUCUGAGCCAAGGUUGGGAUUGCCUUGUCCAGCUGAACUUUGAUAUUAAGGAUUGCAAUACAGUUAGGAACUAAGGGAUGUUUAACAAAAAAUAUGCAUAAUAAUUCAUGAUGCCUAGAUAUACAUGGAUUACCUUUCUGUUAACCAAACAUAGAAUUUCAGAAAUCCCUGGAGUGGUGAAAUUACACAUUUUAACUCAACCUUCCCUGUAAAUCGCUCACAGUGACUUCUCUCAAAACAAAUUCAACCCCCUUGUGUAUUUCUUUCUAGUGAUUCAGUAAACGAACAAGGAUCUGUGUGCAAUAUAUACCUUAAUGUUACAUGACCUGGUAAUGGUGCCCUGGAGGAUACCUUGGAAUGAUGUAAAUGGCAAGAAAGCAUAAAGCAGAGGCAGAAGCUGAUGUAACUAUCUAGGAUUCUUGUGUCUCACUUUUUGAAUGAAGAUUAUUAUAAACUUUAAGGGACCUGAUAUUAUAAAAUAUGUAUGGGUGUGUAUUACAUGCUCUAAUCUUGACAGAUUAAGGAAUUCAAGUAUUAAAUUCAUAAUUUCUAGCUGUAAAAUUGCCUAAGUAAUAGUUGAUUAAGACUGCUUAACAAGCAGUGUUUGCAGUGCUGUUUAAAGAGAAGGGGGAAAGGGCAAGCAGCCAUGUUAGUCCUUAGAGAGAAAUCCACAAAUAACACUAGGGUAAUAAUGUUAUUAGGUCUAGUUAAAUGAUCACAGUAAAGUAAAAAUCUUUCAGAUUAAUAAAAAAUAUUUAUCAGAAUGGGAAGAAAAAGAGAUUGCUUAGCAAGAUGAAAAAGCCCUAGUCUGCACAGCAGUUCAUAAUAAUAGACUGAUCCCUUUGAUGUAUCUUGGACAGCCAUACACAGUAGUACCUCUGUUUAAGAACAGCCCUGUUUACAAACUAUUUGGUAUACAAACUACACAAAACUGGAAGUAGUGUUCCCGUUAGUGCACUUUACCUCGGUUUACGAACAGAAGCCGAACAGUGGAAGGGCACCAGCGACGGGAGGCCUCGCUAGGGAAAGCGUGCCUUGGUUUAAGAAUGGACUUCUGAAACGGAUUAAGUUCAUAAACCAAGGUACCACUGUAGUCGUAAACGUUUUAAAUAAAUGGUCUCUUCUGACACAGUUGAUUCAUACUGGCCUUGGAAGGAGACCGACAUUCGAGAUUGCUUCUGUGUGUUCGUCUAUAGUGCUGUGAGUGCAUUUUUGUCAAGCUGGGGAAAGAUUUCAUAACACAUCAGAAUUUAAAUGUGAGCUUUGCUGACUUCCAUCAUAUGACGUCUGGAAACUUCCUUCAUAACUAUCUGCAAGUUGGGUAGGUGUGGCUUGGCCAAAAUGGCCUUGUGGAUCAAAUGGAAAGGCCCGGCAAGCCUAAUUAAAACAGCAGGCCAGCGGUUCAGUAUUGUUCAUGGCUGCUAUCCAUUGUGCCCCUUAACCCACAAGCACUGAUCUCUUUAAUACACAUGAAAAUGAAUAAAAUGUAUUGCACAAAUGUCACAGUUUAGUCCUCUCACCUAGGUGAUAAAUACUUGGUAACUGCGUAUUUAUGUUUUUCCUUUACUGUGCUUUAAAAACAAAUGUAGAAUUAAAAUAGAUGCUAUUUAAAUGCAAGUUGAUUAUUUGAUCUAACUUUGUCUCAUGUAGGUGACCUUCCUUGAAGAAGUUACUGAGUAUUAUGUGAGCAAUGAGGAAGAUCGGAAAGGACCCUGGGAAGAAUUUGCACGUGAUGGGUGCCGGUUCCAUAAACGAAUUCAAGAAACUGAGGCUGCUAUUGGAUAUUGCUUAACAAUGGAGCACAGGCAGCGAAUAUUUAAUAGACUCCAGGAAAUGUUGUGAAAUUAUGUUUUCUAGCACCUUAAUAAAGUAUAAAAAUAAAAGGGUAAUGCAUUUUAAUGACACAUGAGCUUCUUAUUAAAAUGGCGGCUGCCUACAUGAUGUAAAAGUUGGGGGGCAGUAGUAAUUUAAUGCUGCAUCUCAGUACUCUGCAACAGAUAAUGCUGUAUGUGUAUGGAUGCAGGCUCCAUUUGGUAUCAUCAGGCAUGAUUAGUGCAUAACUCUUCCCUUCUAAAGCCAAGUGUAUCUGCUUUGGCAGAAGCCAAUCCAGAGAUGCUUCUCUCUGCAUGUGCAAAGAGUGCUCUCUCACAUAUAAGACAGACAAAUGUAUGAGUGUGGAUUUUUUGCACUUUUUAAAAGGGAAAAUAUUUUGAAGUAUAUUUAUUGGGUUUGGAACCCAUCAAUGCAGUUCUGAUUUAAAGUUUGCAUAUUGCAGUCUAUUCUUUUUUAUUUAGAGCUUGUGUAUAAUAGAAAUUGCAAAUCUUAUAAUAGUACAGUGGUACCUCGGGUUGCAGACGCUUCAGGUUACGUGAAUUCGGGUUGCGCACCGCGCCGAACCCAGAAGUACCGGAACGGGUUACUUCCGGGUUUCGGCACUCACGAAUGCACAAAAGCACUGAAUCGGAACCCAUGUGUGCGCAGACGCGGCGUUGUGGGUUGCGAACGUGCCUCCCACACGGAUCACGUUCGCAACCCGAGGUUCCACUGUAUAUCAUUCUUGAAUCAAACAUUACCCAUCCUAUAUGUAUGUAUUUCUCAUACAGUCUCUAAUGUUCAAAAAGACAAGAAUGAUACAUGUUUGUUACAUCUUUAGUUUUAAAGUAUUUGCUUGUUCCAAGUCAUUUGCAAUAAUCUGCCUCUCAAACUGUACCAUACUUGUCUCUUAUGAUCAACAACCUGAAUUUAGGCUGCUGAAAGAAGGUAACUGUAGUAUCACUCUUAAGAAUGGAUUGCUUAAAUUCUAAGACAGUUCUGCUUAUACUUCUUGGACCGUGCCCAGCUAACACAUCCUGUUACUGCAAGGAAUUCUGCUUAUAUAAUAGGAUUUCCCCCCCUCCUCCCCCACCUGCACCUAAUGCCAUCCCCAAGGGUUGGAAGAACCCCUACAACAGAUUUAGGGGGCAGUAUCAUUGGCACAAGUGGAAAUUCUUACACUGAUGGGACUGUGACAUAGCAUUCCUUUGGCUACAACCCCAAUUCAUACAGGCACCUAUAAUCAGCUGAGCACUGUGAAAAGAAUAAAGCAAGAUGUUAAUUUGAUUAGUCUCUGCUCUAGUACACAGAUAUAUCUACACUCAUAGUAAAUAGGAUUUAGUCGUUAACAAUUUGUAAUUCCCAUCAGCUAUGAUGUUUACAAAAAAUCAGUAUUAAUGCAAUUGUUCACAAUAGCAUCAUAACUGGUUGUAAGUCUAAUUCAGCAGCUAAUUCUUAAUGCAUUCAUGUGAUUUGGGAUGCAUCCCGUCAUGUAGCUAUUGGUCAAAAAUUCUGUUUGUGUUACCAAGAGUUGGAUGCAUGUUUGUAUUACAAACAAUGACUUCAUGGCCUAGAUAAAAUAGCUCAGAGUCCAGAGAUUUUGGAGUAAAGCUCGGUAUGCUACUCUUAAUAGUACAACUAAAAAUAGUGCUCUCUUCCUUCUGAUUUAAAGCCACACAAACAUUAAUUGGAACCAUUUUGCCCUAUUUAUACCCUGAACUUUUUCAGUUGUAAAUUCUAAUUGGAUAAGCAGUUCUCUUUACAAAAAUAAAUCAAUACAAUACACAUGGAGGGAGGUGUUUAUGAUACAGAGGUGUUUCUGAUUUUUGAUAGCUUUCAUUCACAGUAUGCUUUAUUUUAGACAAUGCUUAUUUUGAAGUGGUAUUUUUUAAGCAGGUUGAGUUGUCAGCAAUGGCCUGCUGUAGAAUUUCAUUAAUCGAUCUGGAUCUGUGCUAUGACUGCAAUCCUGUAUACAUUUCCCUGGGACUAAGUAAAAUCUGAACUCUGGAUUAGGCUAAAUAAGGAGGGGCAAGGGAAUCUUUCUCUUUUAAGGGCUGCAUUCAUUUGGAGGUAAUAUGAGAAUAGAUGCUAGAAAUAUGUGUAGCCUCCCCCUUUUCUCUAGCAAAGUGCAUCUCCCAUCUCCCUGUGUUCAGCUCAUUACAAAGUGGCAGGAUCAUCUUUCUAUAGAUUAAUGAUUACACUGAAAAUAGAAAAUCUUCCCACUUUGAUACUAUUUUAAUUACUGUUUUUACUAGUCAUCUGCAGAAUACUGGGUAGAAAGGAGAUUCUAGUUCUCAAUUUGAAGCCAUAAAAACAGGACAGCAGACUUCCUGAAAUAGAAUUAGUCCAUUCUCUUUCUUUAGAAACAUUUAAUGGUGCUAAAUGUGGCAAUGAAGUAUGUCUUUCAGCUCGUUUUUUUCAUGAAAACCCACUGCUUCUAAAACUUUAAAUCAAAACCGUAAUUGAUCAGAAUUUUAUUUUUAUAUUGUUUUAGGAAGGCAAAGUUAAGAGCCAGAUAACCUUUCACUUUAUACAGAUUUAAGUGAAUUUGAUUGUAUCUCAUUGGGAUUUUAUAUUUAAAGUUAUAUUUCUGUAUAUAAUAAAACAAUUUCCAACUAAUCUGUAAAAGUAAUAAAUACUUUGCAAGGU
Messenger RNA from Podarcis lilfordi (Lilford's wall lizard), 8558 nucleotides. The record is from the annotation of a GenBank genome assembly. Lineage: Eukaryota; Metazoa; Chordata; Lepidosauria; Squamata; Lacertidae.